AUGCUUGACAGCAAGGUCGUGUUGUACGACCGCAGUGGCCGUGUACGUCAGACGUUCAUGGGGAAGGAACACUCGGAGCCGUGGGCGGCGGUGAUGACCCCAGAUGGACACGUCCUUGUUACGUUACGACGUGAUGCCUGCUUUGCUCUAUGGCCUAAAGAUGCUUCUACCGUGAAGAUGUUUGGACAUGCCGAACUGAAAUGCCCCACUGGGAUUGCUGUGGACAAACUGAGGCGGAUUAUAGUCACCGAUGAACGUGCCCAUGACGUUUUCUUGUACGACGAUUCAGGACGAUUCCUGUUCAGAUUAAGCGAUCUGAAACAGACAACCUUCAAGCAACCAAGAUAUGUCUGCGUGUCUGGCUCCGGGCGCAUCAUCGUGUCUGAUUCUGGAAACCACUGUGUGAAGGUAUUUGAUGUGGACGGCGAGUUCCUGUUCCAGCUUGGUUCUUAUGGAUAUGGCGAAGGACAGCUGAAGUUCCCUUACGGCGUUUGCGUUGACCACGAAGAGCAUAUCAUUGUCGCUGACCACUACAAUGACCGCAUUGUCAUGUUCUCAUCCGAGGGACAGUUUAUGCAAACAUUGAUCUCACACCGACCCGGUAUGAUAAGACCCCAAGGAGUGUCAGUUCGGUGUGCGCAUGACCGGAAGUUGUACAUCACACAUGGGGAAUAUCGGGCAUCCGAAGUGAUUGUUUUCAAACUGAUUCCCCACAAAUCCGAACUCAGCGUUAGUAUCGAACACUUUGCUUAA
Molecule: messenger RNA, 753 nt
Organism: Haliotis rubra (blacklip abalone)
Lineage: Eukaryota; Metazoa; Mollusca; Gastropoda; Lepetellida; Haliotidae
Product: tripartite motif-containing protein 2-like
Exons: 1
Coding region: 1-753 (250 amino acids)
Biological process (GO): proteasome-mediated ubiquitin-dependent protein catabolic process; protein polyubiquitination
Molecular function (GO): protein binding; ubiquitin protein ligase activity
Source: RefSeq, a predicted model, not a curated record